Cladocopium goreaui is the source of this 2274-nucleotide messenger RNA. The record is from the annotation of a GenBank genome assembly. Lineage: Eukaryota; Dinophyceae; Suessiales; Symbiodiniaceae.
AUGGCCUCGCGGAGGAUAGAUGAGCAUGUAGAGGCACCCCUGAAUCCAACGACCAGGUGGCAGGCCAUGUCUUUAUUUGGGAAACGCUUUGUCAGGUCAUCGCACGACUGGCAUAAUCGCACCAAAAGCCAUCCAAGGUGUCUGGUAGUGGCCCUGGUUCCGAUGGCCGGAUUUCUGGCGCUGCCGAAAAUCCUCGCUCUACACAGGAAUGGUGCUCAGUGUUUGAAACCCUCCCUGCAGCGAGAAUCAUGGAGGGAUUGCUAUGCACAACAAGGCUGGCGACAGUCAGAUUGGCUUCACUAUUUGCUGGCUGUUUGGUUUAGCCUGCAAUUUAUGUUCAACUUCAUCAUGUCCUGUUUCCAGCAACCAGGAGGAGCCCACAAGUGCCACAAGAUGGCACCACGGGCGCCACAGGAUGGCCGCUUUCCGGUGAGCAUCGGUGAACAUCAAAUCGAUGGCAUUGAUGGGCUGUUCUUUGCGCCGCGCUGGUGUGAGACCUGCAAUCGCUGGAAAGCCCCCAGAAGUCAUCACAGCAAACGUCUGGGACAAUGCGUGCCGCGCAUGGAUCAUUAUUGUAUCAUUACCGAGAACAUCAUCGGACAAAGGAAUCAAAGCUAUUUCAAUCUCAUGGUGAUCUUCGGCAACCUGGGCCUUUUGUAUGCGCUGCUGAUGAUCGCCUCAACCAUGUGUUACGCAUGGCGACCUUACUGGGAGCUCUUUUCGUUGCUGGCGAACUACGCGCAACGGAAAGGGACCUAUUUCCAGUGGAUUGUCCUGGGAGGUCAUCUGCAUGUGAUGAAGGCCUUGCUGGGCAACGAAGUGCCACUGCUGCUGGUGCUGAGCAUCAUCUCUAUGAUUUUGCUGGGUCCUUUGCUUCGACACCUUAGCUUAUCCUUGCAGGGCAUCACUAUGUUAGAGUCGAUGGGAAGCUCCGACAGCAUCGAAUUGCCAGGCUCCGACAAGGUCUUUCACCUGGAAGCUGGAGACUUCUCAACGCGCAGUCGCCUUGGUGAGCUAUUGGAGUUGCUGGGCCCUGGUGGCCACUGGCGGCUGCUGUUCCCAGUGCCAGAAAGGCCCGCAGACGACCAGGAGCCCAGAUUGAGCAGUGCAGCUCUUGAGGAGUUGAAGAUUGCUCUCCAAGCCAAAGCGGUGGUAGCUGGUGGUGUGGCAAGCGCCGGUGUGGUCAAGCUGGGCGUUGGAAGUGUGCGCAGUGAUGGCGCCCUGAUGCAAGAUGGAUUGGAAGACCUACAGGCCGGAGCCUCCGAACUCCUGCGCGGGGGAGCGUCCUUGGUGACAACCACCACGGCGGUGGCCAUUGCUGCGGCGGCGGGCGGUUUGGCUCGGUUGGCAGAGGGCGGCCCCAGCCAGGCGGUACGAGGUGUCAUUGAUGCUCCGGUGGCAGCCUUGGAUGCUGCGAGAGUUUCAGGUCCCUUUGGUGCGGUAGCAGGCGCCUUCGUGGCGGCGCACGGCAGCGGUGGAUCGCUGCAGCAGCACCUGCAGCGCCUCACGGAACGGGCACGGGAGGAACGGCUGGAGCUGCUACGGGAGGUCGUCGGCUUGGGAAUUCAGCCCUGCGAUGCCGUGGCGCCCCUGUGGCACUUGGCAACGCUGGCCUUGGAGUGCUACAGCACGGCCCCAUCGACGACGGUGGGCUAUCGCCCAGAUUUGUGUGGGAUCCGCGAUCCUGAGGAGGAGGUGGAAGCCCAGAUCACGGUCUUUCUGAAAAGCCGUGACCGGAACGACCCGAACGACCUGGCCGUGCUGGCCAUUCGAGGCACCAAGGACAUCCACGAUACUCGCCGCGACGUGAAAUCUGUGGUCAUGGGGCAUUACCCCGGUGCCUUUGUCAUGACUGCCGCAGAAAUCGUGAGGAUGUAUCAACAACAAGGAUGCAAGGUGAUGGUCACCGGGCAUUCCUUGGGAGGCUAUCUGGCAGAAGUGGUUGCGACCACCUUAGGGCUGUGCGGUGCAGCAUUUUGUGCCCCUGGACCCGGUGAACACAAUGGUCUGCAGCUGGACAGCGACUUUGUGGUCAUCAACCACGAGGCAGACAGCAUUGGAAACCACAAUCACGACCUCCAUGCGAAUCCACCAGUGUACAUCUUGGAUGAUGGCGUGCUGAUGUUGCCAUGGACCGCCCAUCGCAUGGACAAGAUGCUGCAGUACAUGCUGAAACGUGAGGACUGGAGCAACCUGAAUGCCGUGGAGCGGUGUAUUGGUGAAGACCUUCGCAUCCCUUUCCACGUCUUCCCUGGACAUCGCUCGAAAAGGUGA